AUGGCGCAAUUGCUGCAGGAUCAAUUGCUUGACAUGGGGGCAAAGCCGUUGCCUCAAGACCUUGCGCGUUCUAAUGUCACAGUUGCUGCAGCUCGAGCUGCAGCCGGGUGGCAAAGCAAUAAGAGGGUCUUGCCUUUGGUUUCGGAGUUCAAACAUGUGGUUCAUGUCAGUGGCACGUUUGAUGCAUCGUUCGUGCAGUCUCUUCAUGUGGGCAGCAAGCUGGCAGCAGAGUGGACGGUGCCAGCCACGUCCACGGCAACUCCGUGUUAUGUUGCAUCUGUGCCGUCAGGGUCUAAAGUGCUUCGCAUCCUAACCAAGCCGGGGGAAAGUGCAGAGGAUGCUAAUUCCCGUGCCGGGCACUCUAAGCCGGCAUGUCCUUGUCUUCAGCCGCCAUCUGAAGAUUCACAUCCUGCUGAGAAAUGUGCCUACGGGAUGUGCCAGCAGAGCCGACCUUUUGGGGAUGAUGAGUUCCGGACUUUUCUUGAUAUGCUACCCAUGAAACAGCAAAAGAGGGGACGAGGUGACACCGAUGAUUAUUCCAAUCAGUUCUUGUGUGGGGCCUACGCACAUGGGCCGAUGAUUGGAUGUAAAAAUCUUACGCGUGAAAUGCCUUGGUGUGCAGCUGUGUUGUGCAGGCAUGUUAGAGAACGGGCCCCUGGUUUCCCGUUUUCUGCUGUGGGCUUUCUGUUUAACGUAAAGGCUAAAGCUCAUAGAGAUUUGCACAACGAGCCUGAGCCUGGCACCAAAAACCUUGUCAUGGCUACGCAUGCUUGCUCAGGCGGAGGACUUUGGCUCGAGGACGCCGGCGGGCGUGUGGCCGUCGACGUCGGGCAAGGUUGCCGAGUAGGCAAGAAUCACACCCUAGCCGUUGGCAGGCCUUUCACUUUUGAACCGCGCAAGUGGCAUGCUACUCAACUGUGGCGCGGGGAUCGUGGGAUCGUCGUGGCCUAUACGCCAGCAGGUGUGACCAGGCUCGGCGACGCGGACAGUGCUUUCUUGCAAGGCUUAGGUUUUCCUUUGAGGUGCAUGCCGAGCCAGCCGACAGCUCCCGAGGGUUCAACUGGAACCGGCGGUUCGGCCGACGCACAUAAAGGCAGCCUUUCCUUCGGUGUCUACCAUGCGCCUCAGGAGUUUGUUGCAAAGGCACUGUCGGAGCAACACCCAUGCCACUUGGAAAGUUUGCUGCCUGCUGAGUUGGUUCAGGCAAUCCGGGUGAACCACUCUAAGAGUGCUGCCGUGCUUGGGCAAGAGCGUACUGAGACGCUUCGCAAGUGGGUAGAGCGUGCAUCCGAGUUAAGCGCAGACGAGGAACAGCUCAAAAAUUCCUUUAGCCCUCACCGUCAAAAGAUCCUGCACUCAAAGCGGUUGCUCUUGAUGAAGGAGAUGUUGGAUAGUGUUGGGCAUGAGGAUGAAGAUCUGGUCUCCGAUCUGUCGACAGGCUUUGACUUGACAGGACCGCUGCCGCGGUCCCAUGUCUUCAGGGACAAGUAUCGUCCAGCGGCGAUGGCCGAAGAGACUUUGAGAAAAAGUGCUAGGAUAGUUAGGGGUCAGGUUUUAGGUGCCGUGAAAAGUUCAGGCGACGAGGUUGUGGACCAAGGAGUGCUUGCUGCAACAGAAAAGGAGCUUGCGAAGGGGUUCGUGGAAGGCCCGGUCCCCGAGUCUAGCAUUCCGCCUGAUGGAACGAUCACGCAUCGUUUCGGCGUGGUGCAAGGCCAAACUGACGAAGGCCCUAAGAUUCGCCCUAUCGAUAACUACCUUAGCUCUCUCGUCAACGCGGUCGUCUCUCAGAGCGAGCAGGACAGUUUCUUCGUGAUCUUUUGCCCAAAGUUGCGCAAGCACGUCAUCUAUAAGCAACGCGUCAUGCCCUUCGGGGCCAAGGUCCUAGGGAUCAAGAUCGACACCUCAGAGGCCCGACUUGGAAUGUUCAAGAUGGAGAACACACUUAAGCGCGUGAAUGAGCUUGUCCAAAGUUUGGAUGCCGUGCUCGCCAGUGGCAAGUUGUCCCAUAGCGAGUGUGAAAAGUUAAGAGGUAGGCUGCAGUUUGCUUCAGGUCAGCUUUUCGGCCGGCGUGCAAAAGUGGCGUUGCAUCAGCUGAGCCGACACCAUGGCGGGCGUCUGGGAGAAUCUUCACUUGAGGCGUGUCGUUUCCUCAGGGAUAUGAUCUCCUCGAACAAGAGCCGGGUGCUAAGCCGACAGCUGGGGAACACUGUCCAUGUCUACGUGGACGCUUCCUUCAGUGACGAAGGUAGGACUUGUGGCAUCGGAGGCAUGGCUUAUGACAAGGAGGGCACUUUGCUUCAAUG
This is a messenger RNA of Symbiodinium necroappetens, 2303 nucleotides long. The record is from the annotation of a GenBank genome assembly. NCBI's taxonomy places the organism in Eukaryota, Dinophyceae, Suessiales, Symbiodiniaceae.